This is a messenger RNA of Gallus gallus (chicken), 5584 nucleotides long. RefSeq names its product kinesin family member 17 (gene KIF17). NCBI's taxonomy places the organism in Eukaryota, Metazoa, Chordata, Aves, Galliformes, Phasianidae. The record is from RefSeq and is a predicted model, not a curated record.
GCCCUCUCAGAGCGGAGGGGUUCAGUACAGCACUGGUAACAAUACCUCUGAUUAUUGAAUCAGCGCUUUGGUUUUAAAAAGCUCCCUAUGACUGAUGAUAUAUAUUAGAGAUUUUGCCAUAAUAGGUGAAAAACAUUUUAGUUCUUCUUAAAAUAUGCUGCUUAAUAAUAGGGGUGGUAGAAGGCAGCUUGGUGCAGAGAAGCUGGGUUGCUUGUGUCCUGGGAGAUGGCUGAAUCCAUCAGCAAACUCGUAAUGUUCACUCUUUUUGGAUGUAAAGGUGGUUCCCUCUUUUUGCGUGGUCUGAAAACUGGUGGACAGCCCUCCGUGCCCCUUUCUGCAGCCUUGCUCCCAUUCUGACUUGUGCUGUGCUGUCCCUGCUUGCAGCUGAAGGAGCACCUGGAGAAGGUGUUGUGCAUGGAGGGGCUUUCCCUGCACCCUGUGCACAGUGUGGUGCAGUGUGAGCAGAUUGUGGAGGCAGUCUGGAGGAACACUGUGAUGAACAAGGACUCUUCCUGCUCCGUCUUUACAAUCUGUAUGGAAAUCUGCACCGUAGGUAGGUGCUGGAUGUGCUGCGUCCACAGGAGUGGUGGAAUCCAGCCAGUCAGCUCCCAGCAGAAAUUGGAGCCUACAUGACUUCGGUCCACAGAAAUCAGCGUGGUGCCCUGACGCUGGCAUGCUUUGCAGAGUGAGAUGGCUGAAUAUUCAAAGUCUUUUCUCCUCAGUUCCCCUUGGAGCUGAAAUGUCUUGCAGUCAAUCUGGAAACAUAUUUUGUUCUCCUUCUUUAAUCUUCUAAAGCCUUUAUUUCUAGCGAAGGCUGCUGGAACUGACAGCCCAUACAGUGCCUUGGAGCUCAGACAGUGCAAAGCCUGGAGAAACUUACAUCCUUCUCUCCUUUGUCUGACCUCUCUUAGAAUUCACCCAAGGAUUCCUUCAUUUAGCUUAACUAUGGGGCACAUCUUUUAGGCAAACAGCUAAUCUGGGUUUAAAGAUGGAAUAAAAGAGUCCCUUAAUGAUGUUUUAGUGACUAAUUUUCCUUUACCAAGUAUCUCAUUUCAGCUGGCAUUUCUUUAGCUGAUAAAGCAGCCUACUGCAUCUGAACAAGGACCUUGAAAGCUUGGGAAAGCUCAGGGACUAAGAAAGGAAUUAAUCUCCUGUAUCCUUCAUCCUUGAUCCCAGCUGGGGCCCUGAACAGCUUGGUUGUGUUCUCUUCAGGUGUUUCAGCCAUGGGGAAAGUUGUAUAAUGUCUUCUUAAACUGUAGUUCCAGAUGCUGAUGAGAGUAUCUCAUUUUCAUCUGCCCAAAGUGGUGUAUGUUGGACUUACAGAAUGUCUCAAUUAGCACAGCCGGUGGAUGCUAAUCCUCGCAUUAUAUGCGUAUGUCAAACCCCAACUUCAAGGCUAACGAGGAAAAUGAAGUGUUUACACUCCUGUUUUGUGUUGGGUGCAGGGCUAUUAAAUUAAUUGGUAUUUAUGUUGUCAUCUUUAGGCUUCUCAAAGAUGACGGGUAAGUUCCAACUUAUUUUCCAGUUCCAUAUGCAGGAUGUUAUAAUUUGCAGGCACUUAAUAUUUUAAAGGAGCUCCUCACAACUACAUGAACUUUGUUUCCAAGUAGAAGUUCAGAAAGAGGAUGAUGGUGAGCACGGGGCUCUGACUGUGGAUGUAUGAAGCACUCAAGGUACCAUCUGAUGCUUAGGGUGUUUAGAGUAGCAGCUAUUUUAUCCCUUUAUGUUGUGCUUAGGGAUUGAUUUGCUCAGCAGAAAGACGUUUUAGAUCGGGCCAGUGCUUCUGCCACCAGGAGCAGCUGAUGGGCUGUGUGGGGACGAGACAGGCAAUACGUGCAAGUGUUUUAAGGAGAGUCUGGGGACCUCAUUACAAGAUGGAAACAAACCACAAAGCUCCGCAAUGGAAGCAAACAGCCUCCUUGGGUAGAAGGACCAACAGCAACCAAAGCAACUUCUUAAUUGUCUACAUAAGUGAGGACAGGGAAGGAAAGAGUUAGAAAACCUACGUUUUGUGACAGCCCACUCACCCCAGGAAUCAGAAAAGAUGGUGAGAGAGUGCUCUGUUUAAACUCUGUUUUUCUUUUUGUUGUUGUUGUUGUUUGUUUUUUCCUCAGUUCUUCCAUGUCCAAACAUGCCAGAAAGUGUGGUGUGAAACAGUGCUCUGCUGCAAAUGGCAAGCUCUGCAGUUAAUGAUCCUCUGCUGUAACUAAUUCUGCCUGGGAGAGAGCGGACUUGGUUCAAACUGUGAUGUUCUCUGGUGGAAAUCGGUGCUCGGAGCGCUGAAGAAGCAAUUCCCUUGAACUUGGGAUGCCAUCACAAGGAAUGAUUGGGGCACUGAGAUCUGAGUGCUGUGGAUAAUAUGCUGUGAUUUGAUGCAAGCUUGGUAUGAAGUUGAGUAUGUUGAGGAGCUAGUGAAAUUGAAGGGUUCCUAAAGUGUCUGCCUUAGUAACAAGAGACUUGUGUCAUCAUAUUAAGUGCCUGUUCUGGUUCUUGACCACUGAGAUGCUGCUUCCUGAGAAGAGCCUAACUUGGAAUGAUUUUCUUGCCAGAUGGGAGAGGGCAGGACCACCUCAGGGCUGCAAAACUUAAUGUAGUGGACCUGGCAGGAAGCAGGAGACAGUCAGAAACUGGAACUACAGGAGAGCAGAGCAAAGAGGCCACCAAAAUCAACCUUUCCCUCUCUGCUCUCAGUCCUGGUUGAUGGCAGGUGCAAACACAUCCCCUACUGUGACUGAAAGCUGACCAAGCUGCUGCAAGGCUCCCUGGGAUGGAAUACCAAGGCCCUGAUGAUAACAGGUUUAUCUCCAGCUGACAUCAGCUAUGAUGAAAGCCUCAGUACCGUGUGCUAUGUAAAUUGAGGGAAAAACAUCAAGAACAAGUCCUGUAUCAGUGAGGACCCCAAGGAUGUUCUGCUGAGGGAUAUCAAGAGGAGAUUAAGAAGCUGAAGGGCAUUCUAGCUGAACAGAUGAAUGUGAAUAACUUGUCAAGUAGGAAAACCUCAGCAGCCCCAGAGCUGUUUUAUCUUUGACCAAAAAAAGUGGUUUUGCAAGUAAAGUGCUCACCAGAUCUCACCUCACCCAUUGCAGGAAGAGGUCUCCAGUCUGGGCUUCCACCUGCUGAGGCCACUCACUUGGAAGGGAAGCCAGCUCCCCUCCCCCAGCCCCAGUAAGAUGUUGAAGCAGACAAGCAGCUGAUCAGAGAACUGCUGUGAAUUCUGAGACUAAUCCUGUUGAGACACUUUUGCCUGAAGACUCUCCUCCUGCAGCAGAUGAAGAACUGACAUCAUUCAAGGUUGCCUUCAUUCCACUGCUCCCUGCCUGGCUGAAGAAACCCAAAUGGGCAGUGUCACACAUCGUCUCUCCCAGGACUCACCCUGCAUCUUUUCAGAGCUGCAGCCUUUCGUCUCUUCUUGUCCUCAGGACUCAGCAGUGCCUCAAGCUGUGCGAGGUCAUGGCAAUAGGAAUGCUGGAGCAGAGGAGGCUGUCAUAGCAGAUGGGACUUCAGCACCUGUGGACCAGCAGCAGCUGCUUGCAGGAAUUCAGUGCAUGUAGACAGAUUCUCAGGUGCACUUGUUAUUCUGAUCACCUUUGUCAUCAUGUUUCUGACAUGUAUACUCAUAUGGAGUUCAUAUAUAGCAAACUGUUAUGAAAUGUGGAAUUUGCCAUGAUUACUCAGGACAGCAAAUCUCCCGAGGAGUUGCUAUUUCUGCAUGGUGUUGUCUCAAGCAUCGUUCAGGCUGCAGAUGCUAGAACAACAAGUGGUAGGGUGGGAAGAGGCUGAAAAUGAAGACCUCAAUGAGGACGAGGAGAAGCAUAAACGCCAGAAGUUUGCAGAUGAGCAGAGGAUGCAGCUAGUGACUGUGCUGCAGAAAUCCGAUAAUGACAGCAGUGAUUUGGUUCUGCUUAACAUCUACGACUCCGUCCAGGAGGAGGUUUGAGCCAAGAGCAAACUUCUGGAGAAGAUGCAGAAGCUGUGAGCUGCUAAGACAGAAAUAAAAAAUCUGCAACAGUUUGAGCUGGAAAAGAUCGGUUAUCUCAGCACUAACCACAAUCUGGAGUGAGACGUGAUGCUCUUCCAGCAGCUGCUGGAUCAGGUGCAGUCCCUCAUCCAGCGGGACUGCAACUACAGCAAUCUGGAGAAGAUCAAGUGCGAGUCCGUCUGGGAUGAGGAGUCUGGCUGCUGGAAAAUUUCAGAGCCUGGCAUUCAGAAAAACCACCUGCCCGCAGGUAAGAGGAGUGUCGGGGUCACAGUGCCAUCCCCUGGCUUCUCCUGGGCUCACCAGCAGGUCAAUAAACAGCAAUUGAACCACACUCAGCUGUGUCAUCUUCUGUGUACAGUGGAGGCUUCUGCCUUUCCACCAAGUCUGAAUAACAAUUUAAUGAGGACAAAACUUGCUGGGUCUACACAAAAAUUUGGGCAAGUAGGAGAUACAAACGGAAGAGCUGGCACAGGAUUCCCUGCUAAGCUGUCCGUUCUCUGUGUGCCUUUGGCAGUGUUUAAACAAAUCAGGUGCCCUUUUAAAAGCUGUUCCUCCUAGGAUCUCAAAUCACUUUGAUGUUAAUGAAAAAGCCCGACAAAGGGGAUAUUGCAGGGCUUGUUUAAAAGCUUGAGAAAUCAAGGCAAGGCAGCAUCUAGGCUUGGGUGUGUUGACUUUCCUGAAGCCUCACACCAAGCUUUAAUUGACGGGAUUUGGGGUCCUUGUGUGAUUCUCAUCAUCUGGAGCUGCCCAAGAGACGCACUGCCCUCCUGUAAGACAAGACUCCCAAGAGCUCUUGUGACUGCUCUGUCUGAUCCACGUCCUCAGCCACUCACUGGAGAUGAAUCACUGCACGGCUCCCCGAGGCACCUCUGUCAGCCCAAUCGUUAGCACUGUGAUGGGGUUCGGGGCAUGUGUUAUUACUGCAGAGAGGACAGCCCUGUAAAGCUGUGCUUUUUUCUGUCAGCAGUUCCAGCACUGCCGCAGCAUCACCCUGCCAGAAAGAGCCCUUUUGGCUGUGUGUGAAGAAGCAGCUGUGAGCUGUGCCCGUCCUGCCAGGGCUCUGAGAAGUGCUGGGACAUGGCAGGGUCAGGACCGGGUGCUGUGUGCAGGGCGUGGGCUGCCCAGGUGUGUGCUCAGCUGGUGCCAGCCGGCAGCUUUAGCAGAGGAGCCCUGAAGACCUAUGUCAAGCAGGAGCUGCCCCUUUUAGACCUCCUGAAACCGCUCCUUUUAAGCGAUUCGCUUCCUUUCGGGUAGCAGAACGACUUUUAUUGCUGUAAGUUUACAUUACUCGCAGAUGCUGAAGAGGGCUUUACCCAAACCGGGCUGGGCCAUAUCCCUACCACCUGGACAUCGCUGUCGCGCUGUGCUCAGGAUACGAUGCUUUUCAUCGCAUUUUGCAGUAUUUCUAAGACUUAACGUGAGAUGCUCAGGUGCCUGAGAGCUACCGCUGGGUACGCUCCCCCCAGCAGACGUCGGACGCGCACCUCCAUACCAACCCUGCGCGGGGCGGCACCGCGUGGCGCCUUCGUUCCUUCCCGUUUCCAGUGGGGAGCUGGCCGCCGUUGAUUGGACGGCCGGGGCGCUGCGCUUGGAGCCUAUUGGCUG